AUGAAAAAGAGGAGAACACUCACGGCAACAGCGAUACUGCUCGUUCAAGUCAUUACACAACACUGGGGGGGGGUCUGCUUUAAGAGGACGAACAACGUUGUGCAGAUCUUAAAUGAGCAUCUCUGCCAGGGACGAAGUAAAGCAGUUAUCCCUUGCUUCGUAGCGGUGGAAGCAUAUGGCCGAAAACGCAAACACGCAUUAAAUGAGCACCGAAAUAGAAUUAGGGACGUAAUUAAGCAAUCGGUGAAUCUUCCCGUGCAGGUUAUGCCGACCACGUAUGCCAGCUUCGACAGGCAGAAACACAUACAGGACCUCUGGAACAGCGAACGGGUUUACGAAAGACGCAACUUCGCCAAUGUGAAGAAGUGCAUAGGGCAUGGGAGGAAGAAGGGAAAAGAAGCUACCCAUGGAGAGGAGAAAAAGCGGUUCAGCAGAUGUGGAAAGCUCACGAGGGGAGAAGAACCCAUUCGGACAGAACCGCUGAUAAAGAAAAAAAACGUCGUAACAAAUUUGAGAUGGACAGAAGUUAUUGGCAGUAUCUCCAACCAGGAGAGGCAUACCGAGGAUCGAUACAGAAGGGAUCAUAAUGUAAACCAAUUUGGAGAGUCCAGCCAAAAUGUCGAAAAAAAGAGAAAAAAAAAAGAGAAAAAAAGACUAGUCCAUUUUUACAGGAAGAUAUAUGAUAAGAUACGAAUCAUUCACGAUGGACCACCCUAUGCAAACAACGACAUUCACAUCGGACACAUACUGAACAAGAUUGUAAAAGACAUAUAUUUAAAAUAUCUCCUAAUGAGCAAUUACUGCGUGAUGUUGAUUCACGGGUUCGACACACAUGGGCUUCCCAUUGAAUACCAGGUGAUGAAGAUGCUUAACAUUAGGAACGUCCAGGAGCUGAGCCUGCCAGACUGCUCAGAAGUGAGUGGCAAUCAGUCCCAAGUUUUUAUGCCCCAUCAGGACAACACCCCGGAGGGAAAAACUGAGGGGCAUUCCCCUCCCAGGUGGCUCAGCAGAAGGGAGAAUCGACAUACAUUGGACAAGUGGCAGCAUCGGGAGAUGCAUCCGAAUCGGUCGAACGAGAGACCUCCUACCACCUUUCUGCAUGAUCUGCUGCGCAAGGAGGACGUCCCUCUUGUGAGUCCCAGUCGGGAGGAGAAAAAAAUAAUCUACUUCAAACGUCUGUGCAAGUCGUACGCCGCCCACUUCAUCAAUGAGCAAUUCAUGUCUUUGGUGUCCUACGGCAUAUGGGGCCUGUGGGAUUAUACAUAUGUCACGUUUUAUGAUCUCUAUGAGGACAUCCAGAGGGCCGUCUUUCGGAGCCUCCUCGAGCAGAAGCACAUAUACGUGAGCAACCGACCCAUAUACCACAGCUACGCGACGCAGACGGUGCUGUCAGACAGUGAGAUUAUCUACAAAAAGAGGAUCUGCAACUCGUUUUACUUUUUCUUCGAUCUGCACAGGGUGAGUGACUCCUUAGCUCUGAAAAUGUUGGGGGCCAGUGUGGAGAACGAACUGAUUAGGGAGAUGCUUCAAGUGGGGGAUGAGGAGGUGGCAGAUCAGAAAGAAGCAGAUCAGGUGACAGAUCCCGAAGUGGAUAUGCUUCGCAUCAGCUUGGGUUCCCCCCCCAAGGAGGAAGCACUAACAAAGUUGCUACAUCGAGCGAAGGAAAUGAUAAAGAAGAAGCUGAAGGUUCUCGUGUUUACCACCCAAAUGUACACCAUCUUUAACAACAAGUGUCUGCUGAUUCAUGCGGAGUAUCCAUACGACAUUGUCAAGAUGACGUUUGAAAAAGGAGAGUCCCUUUUUUUCCUCAUCUGUGACAAGUCACUAGACAUGUUCCUCGAUUAUUUAAAGAAAUAUUACUCCAAGGAGGACAAGAUUCUCAAGGUGAAAAAAGUAGUAACCAUCAAAGGGAAGGAACUGGCCACGUGUACUUACCUCAACUUUGUGAACCAAGUGGCUAGUCCUUUUGUCCUCGUGUCGAAAAAUGAAAUUAAUGAGUCUUUCGGCUCUGGCAUUGUGCAUGUGGCCCCUUCACAUGGGUUUGCGGAUUACAGCGUGUACUAUCAGAAUAAUGAGCUGCAGAAGGUGCACCUCACCGGGGAGCACUACAAGGAGGAGAAGCGGCGGCGGGGGACGGUAAUGGACUGUCUCGCAGGAAUGGAGAACAUUGGGAAGAUUCGCGAUAUUGGAGAAGGUGCCCACAUUGGAGAAGCCACCUCCGUGGAGGAAAACGUGAUCGACCAGAAUGACGACCUGAAGGAGGAGUACGCAGAGGUGGUCCGCCAAAACUGCCAAAGAAACGCAGAGCUGAUAAGGCGGGAAGCGGUAUCGGCUAAGGGGAAGAGGAACCCUCUUCUUAGCAACCUCCUACGUAGCGGCAUGGGACCCCCCCCAAAAAUCAACAUAAACCAGGGGGACAUCCACCUGCUCCUUUACUAUGCCUUUCAUGACCAUGUCCUGUUUCAUUUCCCCUAUGAACACCUCUACACAUAUGACUGGCGAUCUCACACGCCGGUGCAGAUCAAAUCUCUUCUCCAAAUUUACGUCGACAUAGAGAAGAUAAAGCAGGAGAAAUUAUUUUAUGAGAGCAUUAGGAGGAUAAAGUUUGUGAAUGAUCAUGUGAAGGACGCCUUAAUAAAGACAAUUGAGAAUCGAAAUGAGUGGUGCAUCAGCAGGCAGAAGUACUGGGGGGUGAACAUCCCCCUGAGGGAUUUACUCCUAAGUGGGGACUCCAAGGUGGCAUUCCGCCGAGUAAGCUUCUGCCAGCAGAUCAUGGACGUCUGGUUUGACUCCUCCGUUUCGUACCUCUACGUUAUGCACAUGUGCAGGCACAUUCUCUUUAAUGAGUACCUUAGAAGGUUGGUCCCUCAUGGGAGGGGCAAAAAAGGCGCAGCUGCCUUGUUAGGUAAAACCACCCGCAGUGAUGAUGCCCCCUUUUUUAACAUAUACGAUGUGUAUGACGAGAUGGAGAGGGCGAACGAGGGGGGAGGCCAUCCGGGGGCCGCCAACGAGAAGAACCUCCUGAACGAUAUAAUGAGGAAAAGGAAAAUAUUCAAUCCCGAAGUAAUGUAUGAGCGGCUAAUGAAGCGACUGAGAAGUAAGAGAAAUUACUACAAGGUGGGAAGUGCCAGCCAGAUUGUCCAUCCGGGCAAGGAGCAAAAAGGGGGAGACUUCUCUUUCGUGAAGGAUAUGGGCAUACACCUGUGCUGCGAGGGGGUGGACCAGAUAAGGGGGUGGUUCCAGUCCUUCUUCUUUAUCUACUUCUUCCUGAACGGUGUUCACAGGAGGAGGGGUGCGGUGGGGGAAGAUGCGGGGCCAAAUGGGGAGCGAAACGCGGAUGCGACUUCGGAUGCAACUGCCGACCCAGACGCCGACCCAAACGUGUCUGCCUCCCUCCCCAUCAGCAACAUCAUCGUACAUAACUACGUCGUGGAUGCCAACAACGUGAAGCUGAGCAAAAGUCUCAACAAUGUGGUCUCCCCCCGUAAAUUGUUCCCGCAGAUGGCGAGCCGCAGUAGCACUGCUGACGCCGUAUCAAGUGGUGUAGCUUCAACGGGAGGAGCUUCCACGGGAGGAGCUUCCAGGGAAGGCGGUGUCACGGGGAGGAAGCCGCUAACCGAGGCAACCCAGAUAAAGAACACCCCCUCAAGAAGGAACACCCCCCACGGUGGAAAAUACUUCAACGCGGACAUCGUGCGGCUGUGGGUCUGCUGUUACAAUUUCGUGAACAGAAAUGUGUCAAUAAGUCCCCAAAUUUUGGAAGACAUAAAUAAGCAUAUUUACCUGAAGCUUUAUAACACAUUUAAAUUUUUACUGAACAAUCUGCACGAUAUGGAUUUUUCCGACGUGAAAGUGGAGGGGAGAGAAGACCUCCAGAUGAUGGACCAAUAUAUAUUGUCCAAAAAGAACGAUAUGAUUGGAUGCUGUUUGGAGGCUUACACAAAAUUUCAAUUGCAGCUUCUCAUGAAACAUGCACUCAAUUUUGUUAAUCGCAAUUUGGCUAUAUACCUUGAUUACUGCAAGGAUAGACUGUACGUACAUGAGAGGACCUCCCUGAGCAGGAUAAACUGUCAGAAGAUUCUUCACAGCGUGCUGGUCGACAUGCUCAAGGUGCUUGCCCCCGUCGUCCCCCACUUGUGUGAGGACGUGUACGGCAGGCUGCUAUCCUUAAAGGGGGAGAGGCUUGGAAAUCUUCCCCUUCAAAAAAGGAAAUCACAGAAGCCGAAGUCACUUUUCUUUUGCGAAAUGCCAACCAUUAAAAAGAGAAAAGACGUCCAUUUGGAAACCCUUUUCUUGAUAAGAUAUUUUGUGCAUAAACAGAUGAAUACAUUUUUGUCAAACUCUCUCGAGGGAAUAGUUUAUCUCCAUUCAGACAGCGAAGAGAUAAUCACUCUGAUAAAGCAUUUUUUGAAAACGUCCAAUCCACUGUCCAGUUUUAAUAACCAUGAUGACCUUCGCUUUCUCUUUAACGUCUCCAACGUUGUCCUAUGUGAAGACAUAACGGAGCUGCAGAAGAGAGACCCAUCGUUCCGCACGUACAGGAUUCCACUUCUUCCGGCGGGGGAGGCACCCCCACAACGGUGUGAAGAGGUGGACCAGCUGUUGCGGGGGGGCCAAACUGAGGAGGACCCCUUCCACGACAUGCUUCGCGCGGGGAGCGCCUCCAAGAAGGUCUACAUAAGCGUGGGGAUCGCCAAAUCCGAUGGGUCCAAGUGCAGCAGGUGCUGGAUGUACGGAACGGUCAGCCCCUUUGAAGGGGAACUCCUCUGCCCGAGGUGUCUUGGCGUGGUGAAGACAUACUUCGAUUAG
Plasmodium inui San Antonio 1 is the source of this 4809-nucleotide messenger RNA. RefSeq lists its product as hypothetical. The transcript has 4 exons. Lineage: Eukaryota; Apicomplexa; Aconoidasida; Haemosporida; Plasmodiidae. Gene Ontology annotation, biological process: isoleucyl-tRNA aminoacylation. The record is from RefSeq and is a predicted model, not a curated record. Gene Ontology annotation, molecular function: aminoacyl-tRNA deacylase activity; ATP binding; isoleucine-tRNA ligase activity. Bases 1 to 4809 code for a protein of 1602 amino acids.